AUCUAACAUCACUUUCAGCAGAUUGACCUGUCUUCCUUAAAUUGCUGCUGCGCUGUCCCUUAGUGAAAGAUCAAUGUGGGAGAAGACACGAUUAUUUUAAAAAAAAGCAGUGUUAACACCUAUUUUCAGAUUUGUAUUUAAUGUUUUUCAGCAUUGCCAGCAUUUUGAUUACAGCUCGAUGUCCAUUUGGCAUUGUCUGUGCUGUCCCCAUGGUUUCAUGUUUUUUAAUUCCCUCCCGUUUCCCACUUGUCUCCAGAGCCCCAGUGCUGGAAUGACAGUGGCGGAGUGUGUCUCAAAUAACAUCUAUCCCCUCCCUCUGCAACAUGACAUCACAUGACGUAGCCAGUCACACGCUUCCUUUUCUCACUGGCAGAUUAGGGCACAGCCACUAUCUUCCUGCACUGUGUCGCGUGACCGAGGGAAAGAUUACAUUAGCUGCUGUGUUUAAGUGCUUGACCUCAGUUCAGCGCAGGAGGUGCCAGCGGCUCCGGGGGUGUCAAGCCAGAGGUCCUCCUUCAGAGCAGCACCAUGGCUAACCGUUUGUUUGAGGGCAAGGAGCAAGCUGUCGCCUACCAGAAGUACAGGGUCUCCCCCUCGCAGGAGCUGAUCGGGGAGAUCCUGACUUUCCUGGAGAAAAAGAAGGAGAAGCCCUUUGACCUGGCGGUGGAUGUGGGCUGUGGCUCAGGACAAGGGACAGUCCUCCUCACCCCACACUUCAACCAGGUAGUUGGCACUGAUGUCAGCCCCGCCCAGCUGGAGAUGGCCCAGACCAACAACCAUACCCCCAAUGUCUCUUAUAGGCAGAGCGCAGCCGAGGAGCUGCCCUUUCCGGACACCUCCGCAGACCUGGUGACGGCCAUGUCAGCAGCGCACUGGUUCGACCGACCACGGUUCCUGCAGGAGGCAUACAGGCUGCUUAAACCCCGGGGCUGCCUCGCCCUGCUUAACUACACCCUGGAUAUGGAGUUGCAGUACGGAGACGACGACUGCUCCCGGAGACUCAAUGAAGUCUGCAAGGAGUUUUAUGCCGCCCUCCAGCCAUAUCGCAAUGCUUACCUGGGCCCCAGCUCUGCCUUGCUGUACAAGGAGAUGUACGACUCCAUCCCCUAUCCAGAGAAGGAAUGGCAUGAGUGUUUCUGGGCAAAGCAUUGCGUACCUCUGUGCAACUACGUGGGCCUGGUGGAGUCCUUUACCAGCUACCAGGCCCUGCUGGCAAAAGACCCAGAGGUGGCCAGGAGACUGUCCCACGACAUCACUGACAAGCUGCUGGCAGUGAUGGGCGUCUCCUCUAAGGACACAGAGGUGGUUAUGUCAGUGAAGUAUUACUACCUACUGGCCUGCAAGCCUGCACUAAACUGAAAUAUCACUGAUCUGUGACUAAUGGAGAGGGACCAGUUUCUGUUGAGACACUAACAGUAGUGGUUUACACGCGUUAAAAUUAUAACACACUGCUGCAAAGGUAUUGACAGUGGUUUCGUAAUUUAUCUAGCACAUUAGCCUGAUGUGAUCCUACUACGGGAUGCCCAAAAUCAUGUAUAGGGUGCUAUAGACGUAACAUAAUGAAUGUGACUGGAAUUCAAGCCCACAGUGAAAGUGCUGAAAAUGAUUUGGUUCAGGGACUGUCAGGUUGCUUACCCCUUUUAAAAAUAGACUGUUUGGAUGAUAAAGCAUGAAUCUUUGCUAACCAUUUGCUAAUGAUUGGUAGUGGCACGUAUCCUUACUGACCUAGUGGGCAUGUGAACCCAAAGCUCCCAUAUACUACAUCUCCCACCAUGCACCACAGCAGAGUAGCUGUAACACUAGCAUGCCAUACACUAAUACAGCAACAAGACAGACCAUUACACAGGCAGACCAUGAGUGCAGUGCCAUAUUGUGCAGAUAAUUUCAGUAAUAUAGCUCAACAUGCCCCUUGAUACAGAGUUAUUUUGCAUACUAGAUGUAGAUGGCAGCUGAAUGGUACCAUGACGUCAAAAGUGUGAGGUUGGGGUCGCAAGAAUAUGAUGGAGAGACUAGAACGUUCAAUAACUCAUCUCCCAAUUCAAGAGAUUUUAUAAUGUGGUUAUAACACUGUUAUUACUUUGCUAUAACAUUAUUUUUUACCAUGAAAUUGACAACAGGCCAGUUGUAACCACACCAGAACCUUUCACCCAUUUGUUAUUUGCUAAGGAGGUUAUUUUUAAGCAUCUGCUUUCAUUAGCACGGCAUAUGCACCUCAGAGGAGCCUCCAUUCCUCAAACCGUGUCGCAUUGGACCUCUGUGCGGAACGCAUGUUUGAUGCUGCGUAAUCUUUCCACCCCAUUCUCGGGCGCUUCAGAGGUAAAUUCCUGUGAAAUGAGGCGUGGGGGAUCUGAGUAGCGUGGCUCUUUGAAGCACCGGGGGCGGAGGUGCGCUCGCCUCGCUGUGCGCAGCGGGUCCUUAAUCAGGGGCGGUGAGGAGGAAAAUGAGCCAGGAUGAUGCCCAGUCAGGUACGGGUCAGGGCGCAGGCCCGAGUUCUGCCACGCUCAUGAUUCACAGCUAAUUUGAAAGAUCAACACACAGGGCCCUGCAGAUGAAUUAUUUAAUCAGUGAUUAUGAUUUAUGGACCAGGUUUACAGGGCCCGGACCACCUCACGGUGAAAAUGCGAUGCCGUAAGUAUCUGUAGCUUGCGCAGAAUCCCUGGUGUCGCUGAGCAGAGAUGGAUGUAAAGUUUAUGAAACGUCAUUAUUGAUUCGUGUUGGUCAGCAUUCUGCAGCGGCUGGCUCACAUCAUGUGGCAGCCCAACGGCGUGUAUGAAAAAUGGAUUGAGCGCAGGGUUAAUGAGGAAAAUGAUGAAUUGCAAGUUUCCCCCUAAUUGCUCGGGAGUGUGUUUUCAGAAAUUAAUCAGAGAGGAUUAAUUCUUGAACCCAAAUCUGGGUCAUUUUUCACAGAGACAACAGGGCAUUGAUUCCUUGCCUUGUUUCUCCAAGGCUUGUGCUAUGGAAAAAUUUCCUCAUAUUUAUGUGUACAGCUCUUAGAGUCUGUGUUUAGAGACUGCUUAUUUUUGCAUGGCAGUGUUUUACUCUGCGGUUUAGGAAACCGUGUUCAGGGUUACUCUACUAACUUUGAAGGACAGCAAUCUUCUGGAACAUUUUGGUAAGCAAUAUAAUUAUGUGUUGCAAAUACAUGUGCGAGAGCCGAUAAUUAAGAGUACAAUGUUUACGUAGGAAAACAAAGGAAGUGUCAGAACUCAGGCAGGGACUCAAGCGCAGACAGAAAAAACUGGGCACACGGGUUUAUUAAGUCCAGAGGGCAAUCCAGAAACGAAGUCAAGGCAGGCAGAGUCAAAAAACCAGAGCAGACACGGCGACCAAAACCACAGGGCAGGAACGAGGAGUGAAGUCGGGAAAACAGGCAAGAAAACAGAACCGGCAGGCAAACACGACGAAAAGGCAAACGGCGAGUAACAACACGGCGAACCGGGACAAACCAGCAACGAGACAAGACACAAGCGGGACUUAAAUAGGGCAAGGCUGAUGAGAAGACGGGAUGUAGGUGCGCAGGCAGGCAGGUGAAGACAG
Messenger RNA from Megalops cyprinoides (Indo-Pacific tarpon), 3537 nucleotides. RefSeq lists its product as uncharacterized. Gene Ontology annotation, molecular function: S-adenosylmethionine-dependent methyltransferase activity. The record is from RefSeq and is a predicted model, not a curated record. NCBI's taxonomy places the organism in Eukaryota, Metazoa, Chordata, Actinopteri, Elopiformes, Megalopidae. The transcript has 6 exons. The coding region runs from base 529 to 1359 and encodes 276 amino acids.